CCAAUCAUGUGACGGUAUUGUACUGCUACUACUACUACUACUACUACUACUACUACUACGGUCGAUCGUAGCACCCGUCCUAUGGAUUGGCAUUGCGAUGAGAAGCUCGUCUCAAGGGCUAAUCCACAACGCUAUUGACUAUUGACAUCAUCUCACCAACGGAUCAUUUUUCACUUACUUCAGGUGAAAGGACUAACAUUCUCUCGAUACAUAAAGGGAGAAGAGGAGAAACUGAGUCAUACACUCAUAACUUCUAGCAAUCAAGUGGAGCUAGCAGAGCUGUGACUCAGGUGACUGGCUCAGGUCAGGAAUGGUGGAUAACUUGCCAGUAGGAGAGGAGACCUUCCUGUAUUACGCCAGCUUUCCUGCAGAACAUCACGAAUCGGACAUGGUGAUAGACACAGGUGUCUACCAGGCGGUGCCCUCCCCGUUCUCAGAGGACGACCUGAGUGACUCGUCCAGCCCUUGCUCCUGCUCCAGCCCUGAGUCCCAGGUGCUGGGUUCCAGCUAUGGCAGCAGCUCCAGUGGAGAGAGCCAGGAUGGUCUCCUCGACUUCCUGCUCUCCCAGGCCACCCUUGGAAGUGGAGUUACUCCCACUCUAUCUCCCUCAUUACCACCCAUCCUCCCCAGGGGUCUAGCAUGGGAGUCGAAGACGGACCGCCUGUUUCAGCCAACCAAAGAGGAGUGCUUUGAGUUCCCUGUGUUCCCAGUGGACCUGGAGGAUCAUGUGGGGCUGCUGUUUCAGCCCACCCUAGAGGAGAUAGAGGAGUUCCUGGAGGAGAAUAUGGAGGUGGUAACGUUGAAGAAGGAGGCUAGUGAGGGAGGGAUGUUGGAUGUAGACAGUCAGGUGACAGGGUUAGAACCUGGGCUAGAGCAGUCGGUACCUGUUGCCAGGGCUACUGUCCCCACCACAGUGACCAAAUACACAGCAACAUCCACAAUAACACAUUCCAACGGUUGUAGUGGGAUUAAACAGGAGGAACCUGCUGAACCACCAGCCUCAGGGGAGGGGUCUGGCUUGAUGCCUGUCAUCUUGCAGAUCCAACCAAUCCAGAUUAAGCAAGAGCCCAGCCCAGGUGUGAUACCAACACCAGUACCACCGCAGUCCACCCUGCCCUCCUCAGACAUAAAAAUCGCCCAGCUCCUGGUCAACAUCCAGGGCCAGACGUUUGCCCUGGUGCCCCAGCUGGUGUCUCCAGCUAAUCUCAAUGGUACGUCUUCCAAAUUUGUGCGCAUCGCGCCCGUACCCAUCGCCGCCAAGCCCCUGGGUCUCAGGGAGGGUGGACUUGCAGGUGGCCAGGCUGCAGGGAUCCUGGUGGGGGGACAGAAGUUCCAGAAGAGCUCGGUUACGGACCUUAUAAAAAUGCAUAAGUGCACUUUCCCUGGCUGUGCCAAGAUGUACACCAAGAGCAGCCACCUGAAGGCCCACCUGAGGAGGCACACGGGGGAAAAGCCCUUCGCCUGCACCUGGCCUGGCUGUGGAUGGAGGUUUUCGAGGUCAGACGAACUCUCCAGACACCGGCGCUCUCACUCUGGAGUGAAGCCUUAUCAGUGUCCCAUCUGCGAGAAGAAGUUUGCCCGCAGCGAUCACCUGUCCAAACACAUCAAAGUCCACCGCUUUCCAAGAAACAGCAGGACAGUGCAAUCCACAAACUGAGCACAUUGACCUCCAGGUCCUGCUAGGAUGAGGCCACGCCACAGGACACAUGGAGAGACAGAGAUAUAAUGUUUGUGAGAGUGAAUGAAUGUGGGAGAUUGCUAAUAGCAGAGGGGACAGUGGACAGACAGAAUGAAUGUGGGAGAUUGCUAAUAGCAGAGGGGACAGUGGGACAGACAGAAUGAAUGUGGGAGAUUGCUAAUAGCAGAGGGGACAGUGGGACAGACAGAAUGAAUGUGGGAGAUUGCUAAUAGCAGAGGGGACAGUGGGACAGACAGAAUGAAUGUGGGAGAUUGCUAAUAGCAGAGGGGACAGUGGGACAGACAGAAUGAAUGUGGAAGAUUGCUAAUAGCAGAGGGGACAGUGGGACAGACAGAAUGAAUGUGGGAGAUUGCUAAUAGCAGAGGGGACAGUGGGACAGACAGAAUUAAUGUGGGAGAUUGCUAAAAGCAGAGGGGACAGUGGGACAGACAGAAUGAAUGUGGGAGAUUGCUAAUAGCAGAGGGGACAGUGGGACAGACAGAAUGAAUGUGGGAGAUUGCUAAUAGCAGAGGGGACAGUGGGACAGACAGAAUGAACUUUCAAACAACAGUUAAGGGAGAGAGUGUUUGAAUGUUUUGUUUGUUUAUGUGUGUGUGUGUGUGUGUGUGUGUGUGUGUGUGUGUGUGUGUGUGUGUGUGUGUGUGUGUGUGUGUGUGUGUGUGUGUGUGUGUGUGUGUGUGUGUGUGUGUGUGUGUGUGUGUGUGUGUGUGUGUGUGUGUGUGUGUGUGUGUGUGUGUGUGUGUGUGACGCACAUUGGUGGUACUGUGAUAAUUUAUUGAGUAAUGCAGGGACUCAAAAGAGAAAACAUUUUGAAAAAACAAGAACUGUUACAUAACAUGACAUCUUCACUGGUGCAUGAUGGGAAGUUCAGUGCUUUAGCGGGAUUUACACUUUAAGCAAUGUUCCCGCGUUCGUGGAUACUGCAUUCACAGUAAACACUGCAUAUGCCGGCUCAAUCGGAAAUGACUUUUAAAUUGCAAUUACUUCAGCAGCACAGAUGAAUCGAGUCCUAAGUUUCUUGUAAAUAGCUUUUCUUAAUUUUUGUAGGGUUUUUUUUCCAUAAAAAUGUUUAAGCUACGAUUUGAGAAUAUAAAAGAGGUUUUGUUAUGCAAAGUAUUUUUACACUUUGUGGUUUGAAUUAAUUGUUGUUGAUGUACCUGCCUAUCAUUAACGCAUCAACAUUCCUUCUGCUGUAUAUAGAAAUGAUCUUCUCAUCACCGAGGGAGUUUUUACUAUGUACCUCUUCAAACCCAAAAAUUACAGGUUGUAUUCAAACGUUCAUGUUGAACUACUGAUCAUGAUCAGAAUCAUGCCAUUAUAAGCUACCGGCAACAUGUAGAGGCUGUCUCCUAUUUUCACUACAGGAGCAAUAUGACGACUCGUGCCUGGUAAAGGCUGGAUCAGCUACCAGUGAACAGCCAACUGCAAUACAACGAGGUGCAGCAAAAAAAUAUUUGAUGUCUUAUGGUGCGUUGUUUAUAUGUGAACCGACUGGCUUUCUGAUCACUAUUGAAGACAUUGAAGAACUUUUCCUUUUGUAUAUUUGUAUACAUUAGCUGGAGGAGCUGUUAUUGUCAUUUUCUUUCAUUUUGUGUUAUGUCAUUGGCGCUUAAAGCUGGCCUUCUCUGGGGCCAAUAUGUCAACUGAGUAGGCCUACGUAGUAUCUGUUUGAAUAUAAUGAUAACACUUAACCCGUUGGUGACUGUAUUAAAUCUUCAUAGCACAUAAGCAUUUAAUGCCUAGCCUGCCAUGUUGUAUACAGCGUGUGAAUGUCAGUGACAGUCAAUCAAUGUACAGUUUCAAACAGUGCUGGUAGGAGCUACAGUAUGAAGGACUCAAACCAUACACUUCAAUGUCAGUCUAAUCAAUGCUUUCAGUAAAAUAGUUGAACUAUAUUUUUUUAGGGAUUCUUGAAAAACUGCAGCUACAGUAGCUUGAGGGUAAGUCUCCUCGAUAUCAACACAAUCGUCUGCCUCGUGUCAUCAAUGCAUGUUGAUGAAGCACCCUACAGUGUUUCAGAAGUGACCUCUGUUUCAAACUGGAACCCCCAAAAGCCUUUUUAGCAGACACACAGCAAUGCCAACCUAGCCAAGCUUCCUGGGCUAUUACAUUUCAUCUGGAGGAGCUGGAAUUGCAUGGUGCUAUAUUCGGGCGGCAGGGAGCCUAGUGGUUAGAGCAUUGGACUAGUAACCGGAAGGUUGCAAGAUCAAAUCCCUGAGCUGACAAGGUAAAAAUCUGUUGUUCUGCCCCUGAACAACCCACUGUUCCUAGGCCGUCGUUGAAAAUAAGAAUUGGUUCUUAACUGACUUGCCUAGUUAAAUCAAAAUAAAUGUAGUUACCUCCUCUGGAACAUGUGAAGAAGUAAACGGUGGUAGAAAUCUUAGCCUCCAUACACAAGUUCUACAGUCACCUUCCUGAUCUACAGAUGACAUCACAGGAAGACACACGAUUGGUUUAGUGAAAUACAGUACUCAAAUACUGUAAGGUUUAGGAAUGUUUUUAUUUUUUUAAUGCUUUCUUUUCCCUGUACGAAACUGCACUGUCUAUGAUGGCCAUGUCCUUUCUGUGUUAACGUUGUCGGAACCUGAGGGGUCUAGAGAGGGCAGGAAAACUUAUACUGUAGCAAUGCAUUCCUUCAAUCCCAUUUUAAAUGUUUUUAAAAACAGGUUAUUUUAACCCAUGAAUGUAUGUAAAUACUGCAACUACACCUAAAAGGAACAGAAAUAUUAUUGUAAUUAUUUCUGUGAUUACGUACAAUUCUAGUGCAUGUGUAUAUAAUGACAAUUCAUUAUAUGUUGUUAUAAAUAUUAUAUACUAUUAUAAAUAUUAUAUAUUUUUCUUUGUUCUACAUACGAUGCAUUUACAAAUUAAAACAAUCCAAAAGA
Molecule: messenger RNA, 4584 nt
Organism: Oncorhynchus gorbuscha (pink salmon)
Lineage: Eukaryota; Metazoa; Chordata; Actinopteri; Salmoniformes; Salmonidae
Product: Krueppel-like factor 15
Exons: 3
Coding region: 311-1657 (448 amino acids)
Biological process (GO): regulation of transcription by RNA polymerase II
Molecular function (GO): DNA-binding transcription factor activity, RNA polymerase II-specific; RNA polymerase II cis-regulatory region sequence-specific DNA binding
Source: RefSeq, a predicted model, not a curated record